AGCUCCAAUGUUUAGUAGCAUUUCGUUUAACGGUCGUAGAGCUGUGUGGGCUUUUAGAAGGCACGCGGACUUUUAAAGAAAACAAAUAACGAAGUACAUAGCUUGUAAAAAAAAGAAUAAAAAACUACAUCAAAUGCGUCAACAAUAAUUAUCUAAAGUCUCGUGCAGUGGGGAAGGCGGGUCAAGUGUAUCUGUCUAUCUGUUGAACAUUAGUCAAUAGCCAGCCGGGUUGUUGAAAAAAAAAAACAGAUAAAUAGUGACGCGUAUAUAGAGUCAGUCUGAUUGGUUUUUUUCGGAGGUUCAUGAGUUGAAACAAAGAAACAAGUAAAAAAACAACACACAAAUUUUGUUUUUGGAAAUACAGCCAAAAUUUUUGAUUUGGUUUUCGGAGAGAAGUAAACAAACCCCUCAUCACAAUGGAGCGUAUCUUGCGGGGCAUUAUGCGCUAUCGUAAUACAACACGUGAGCAGAUGGUUAAAGAGUUUCAAAAAGUUCGCGAUAACCCAGAACCCAAGGCCGUAUUUUUCACCUGUAUGGACAGUCGAAUGAUUCCCACCAGAUAUACGGAUACACAUGUUGGUGAUAUGUUUGUGGUACGUAAUGCUGGAAACUUAAUACCACAUGCCCAACAUUUUCAAGAUGAACACUUUAGCUGUGAGCCGGCAGCCCUAGAGCUGGGAUGUGUGGUGAAUGAUAUACGACACAUCAUAGUCUGUGGUCAUAGUGAUUGUAAGGCCAUGAAUUUAUUGUAUCAACUAAGGGAUCCAGAAUUUGCUUCAAAGACCAAUCGCCGCUUAUCACCUUUGAGGGCUUGGCUUUGCACCCAUGCCAACACCAGUCUGGAUAAAUUUCUUGAGUGGCGCGACUCCGGCAUGGAAGAACCCCUGAUAUUUUCCUCUGAAACCCCUUUGCGUCGUUUUGUCGCCUACAUUGAUCCGGACAAUAAAUUUGCCAUUGAAGAUAAACUUUCACAAAUUAAUACGCUGGAACAAAUGUCCAAUAUAGCCUCGUAUGGCUUCUUAAAGAAACGCCUGGAAUCGCAUGAUUUACAUAUACACGCCUUAUGGUUUGACAUCUACACUGGUGAUAUUUACUAUUUUAGCCGUGGCUCCAAACGUUUCAUUGCCGUCGAUGAGGAUAGUGUCGAGAAGCUAACAACGGAGGUGCGUAAAUUCUAUUCCUGAAAAACUAAGGCGCGGGCUGCCAACUGUUGAUAGCAGUAAGAGACUCAAUUUGAGAAAAUGAAACAACCAACCAACCAGGCAUGCAUUUAUUUAUUAACUGUGAUAAAAGUGGACACAGGUCGGUGGAAGCGAGUUGUAAGGACGUGAGAGAUGGUUUUAAAAUUCUUGAAAUUUGGUUUAAAAGGAAAAAUUUUAUUGAAAUUUUUAAAAGACAAAAUUUCAGUGAAAUUUUCUCUACAACUAAAAUUUCAGUAAAAUUUACAAAAAAUUUUCUCUUUAGACAAAGUUUUAUAAAAACUACACCCAAAGACUCGAUUUAAGUAAAAUUUAGUGCAAAAAAGUUUUCACACAACAUUAUUGAAAAAAAUUUCAUUCAAAAUUCUUAAAGGCAAAAUUUUUUUGAAGACAAAAAUCGGCCAUAUUAUUCUA
Messenger RNA from Stomoxys calcitrans (stable fly), 1613 nucleotides. RefSeq names its product beta carbonic anhydrase 1 (gene CAHbeta). Lineage: Eukaryota; Metazoa; Arthropoda; Insecta; Diptera; Muscidae. The record is from RefSeq and is a predicted model, not a curated record. Gene Ontology annotation, molecular function: carbonate dehydratase activity; zinc ion binding. The coding region runs from base 417 to 1184 and encodes 255 amino acids. The transcript is spliced from 5 exons.